Cooperia oncophora is the source of this 336-nucleotide messenger RNA. The record is from the annotation of a GenBank genome assembly. NCBI's taxonomy places the organism in Eukaryota, Metazoa, Nematoda, Chromadorea, Rhabditida, Trichostrongylidae.
AUGUCUCGAUUUCAGACACUGCCAGGACUAGCACCUUUUGGUCGACAACGCCGUCGUUAUCGAGAUCGCAAGGUGAACAACCAGAAGUGUUAUGCGCACACUGAAGAGGGAUGGCGGAUGAUUCCAUGGUGUAAACUUCACGUCGGUCAAAUGGUUCGAGCUGUGAAUGGUGAGCAGAUACCGGCUGAUUGCCUCAUUCUUGCCACAUCUGAACCGGGUUCUGUCGCCUAUGUUGAAACGGCAAAUCUUGAUGGAGAAAGCAAUCUCAAGGUCAGGCAAGCGGCUCCUACACGACUCUCCAACAGCGAAAAUAGCAUGAACGUGAGUUUCCAUUGA